UCCAUUCCACCUACCAGACUCUUUCUGACUAAAGUUUACAAGAAUAUGAAGAUGAUCCCCGCAUUAUUGUUCGUUCUGGUAUUUGCUGGGCAAAAUAUUCCUGAGUCUGCAGCUGCAGGCAAAUGGUGGGAUGCAUUUUCUCAACCGACCAAUAUCCGAUUGAUGAAUGAGAAAAUCCAGAGUCUAAGACAUGGACUGGAGGUCCAUCUAGGCUCAAACAUUGGAAACGAUGUGGAAGACAAAGCCAAGAUUGGCAGUGUAACACAGGACUUCUGGAAUAACAACCAAAACCUGGUAAAACAAUUGGUGCACAACUGUGUCAGGAGGGAGUAUAUGGAGGCCAGCCACUGGGACACAUGUGACGAUAUCAUCCGAGGAUUACUGGACAAUUUGGCAAUUGGGGAAAGUGAUAUUGGUACUUACAGGACAUUGAGUGGAUCUUCAUCAGCCACUAGAACUGAGAGUGGAGGAAAGUUCCAGAAUCUCUUGAUGGAAAAGCUAGAAAGCCUUAUCAGAACUUCGUUCAAUAACUGCCAGCCCGAUGGUGUCAGAACCGACACAGAAUUUCAAAACUAAUGACCUGUUAUAAAUAACAAAGUGAAGUUAUUAAACUUCGUGAAUGAUUUAUUUAGAGCUUAUUUACACCUCUACUCAUAACAACUUUUUAUUAUCAUUACUGAUUGCCUGAUUUUUUGUU
Molecule: messenger RNA, 697 nt
Organism: Macrosteles quadrilineatus (aster leafhopper)
Lineage: Eukaryota; Metazoa; Arthropoda; Insecta; Hemiptera; Cicadellidae
Exons: 4
Coding region: 46-576 (176 amino acids)
Source: RefSeq, a predicted model, not a curated record